Molecule: messenger RNA, 1305 nt
Organism: Chelmon rostratus (copperband butterflyfish)
Lineage: Eukaryota; Metazoa; Chordata; Actinopteri; Chaetodontiformes; Chaetodontidae
Gene: nanog
Product: nanog homeobox
Exons: 4
Coding region: 1-1305 (434 amino acids)
Biological process (GO): regulation of transcription by RNA polymerase II
Molecular function (GO): RNA polymerase II cis-regulatory region sequence-specific DNA binding; DNA-binding transcription factor activity, RNA polymerase II-specific
Source: RefSeq, a predicted model, not a curated record
AUGGCAGACUGGAAGUCGCAGGUCAGUUACAACUACAAUCCGUCUUACCAUGCCUACGCCUACGGCCUCGUGUACCAACCCGGGCCCGACAAACCCCACGGGAACCUGCCCAGCUGGGGCGAAGCUGGAGUCACGGAUUUGAACAACUAUAACGGGGUGACACAGGCCUACUACGCCACCACCGCCAGGACCCAAGACCAGUCCCCGCCGGGCAGUCCGGAGCAGCAUGUCGUGAACGGCCAUUGUCACUACCAGGGCUCCGGGGUUGUGUACCUCGGUGACGCCCAUGCAGGCCGUCUGCUCCUCACCGGACCACACCGGGCUGCAUAUGACGCAGGAGCACACGAGGCCAGACUGGACGGAAGCGAUUCAACCAGCGACUCCGAGGCGCACGCCUCACCAGAUUCAUGGAGUUCUGGCAGUAGCAGAGAAGGACGUCUCCCCCAGGCAGACAUGGCCACCUGGGCAAAACACGAGCUUGACGACGAAGCGAGCAGCAGGAGUCCUGAUGCCAGCGAGGAUAUUUCUAGCACUCUUGUGGAGGAGCCGAGGACCUUUGCGCCCACAGGGAAUACGGGCAUGGACACAAACACCUCUCAUCAUGUGCCCUUAAGUGCCCCAAAGAAGUCAUGCACUACCGCUGCAAACAUCCCUAAAGCAAAAGUUCGAGCAGCCUUCUCGGAGAGUCAGAUGAAUGCUCUUGUGCAGCGCUUCAGUGUGCAGAGGUACCUCACCCCAGCUGAAAUGAAGAACCUGGCUGAACUGACAGGGAUGACCUACAAACAGGUUAAGACUUGGUUUCAGAACCGAAGGACAAAGCUAAGAAAGCACCAGAAAGAAACCAGCUGGGUGUCUGAACGCGACACCACAAACAAAGGCAGCCCAAUUCACGGAACCAUCUUCACCAACGUUCCCUCACACAUCCCAUCUUAUCAAGGAGAAGCCCGGCCCCAGCUCAAGGAGCAUUACAACCAGCACAUGAUGGAGGCAGCCUUCAAGAAGACCGCUCCACAGAACUUGGCCUUCUAUCUGGCUGCUAUGGGCUCUGCUGCUGGAUCUGGUGGCUACCCCUCCUGGUCCCCUGGCCAACCCCAGACUGCAAUGCCCAGCAGGCCCCAUACGGCUGGCUGGUCCAUGCCCCCAGGCAUCAGCCCUUAUGAAUACAAUCACAGUGCAUUCAACUCAGCCAGCGUUGCCCCUGCAAAUAACACGGGCCACGACACAAGCUUUGAAUGCAAAGAUGUGGAGCCCGUCAACAACCGCACCUCCGUAAACAUCGCCAUAGCACAUAACAUCAGCCAGUAG